Molecule: messenger RNA, 309 nt
Organism: Danaus chrysippus (African queen)
Lineage: Eukaryota; Metazoa; Arthropoda; Insecta; Lepidoptera; Nymphalidae
Source: the annotation of a GenBank genome assembly
UUGGACGAUCAGUUGGACGAUCAGUUGGUCGAUCAGUUGGACGAUCAGUUGGUCGAUCAGUUGGUCGACCAGUUGGACGAUCAGUUGGUCAACCAGUUGGACGAUCAGUUGGACGACCAGUUGGACGAUCAGUUGGUCGAUCAGUUGGUCGACCAGUUGGACGAUCAGUUGGACGAUCAGUUGGACGAUCAGUUGGUCGAUCAGUUGGACGAUCAGUUGGACGAUCAGUUGGUCGACCAGUUGGACGAUCAGUUGGUCGACCAGUUGGACGAUCAGUUGGACGAUCAGUUGGGUCGAUCAGUUGAUUGA